This is a messenger RNA of Cryptomeria japonica (Japanese cedar), 5793 nucleotides long. Its product is annotated as disease resistance protein Roq1. Bases 2744 to 5113 code for a protein of 789 amino acids. Gene Ontology annotation, molecular function: ADP binding. The transcript is spliced from 5 exons. The record is from RefSeq and is a predicted model, not a curated record. Gene Ontology annotation, biological process: defense response. Lineage: Eukaryota; Viridiplantae; Streptophyta; Pinopsida; Cupressales; Cupressaceae.
UGGCUCAUUGCAUUCCUUAUUUUCAAGGAUAGGGCAUUUCUUACAUAAUCUAUUCUGUAUUCAUUUGCUUUUACAGCGGAGCACCAAUUUUCUAUUAAUGGCUUCCGCUUCGACAUCUGGUCGAAGAAAACCAAAACGGCGCGUUGCACUUCUGUGCUUGAACCUGCCGUCAAAAUGAUAAAAUCCCCGCUGACUGCAAAGCAGUAUGAUGUAUUCAUCAACCAUCGAGGCCCAGACACCAAACCGAAUCUAGCUCAGCAGCUCUACGAUUCUCUACAGGAAGCUGGGAUCCGAGCAUAUCUAGAUGCUCCAGAGACUGAGCUCGGAGAUUCUUUUUCUUCUGCCAUAUGGAAUGCCAUAUCCUCUGCCGCAGUGCACAUAGCCAUCUUCUCACAGCGAUAUGCAGAGUCUGCUUGGUGCUUAGCUGAGCUAGCCUGAAUGUUUCAAACCAAUGCUAGAAUUAUUCCUCUGUUUUACAAGGUUCCGCCUUCAGACUUCCGCCACAUUAAAAAUGGCGUGGCAUAUGCAUUUUUCAAUCACGAACAGAAGGGCAGAUAUCCUAGUGUUGACAUCCAACAGUGGAAAGCAUGCCUGUUGGGUAUCUAAGACUAAAAUGUUUGUUAGUAAAAUCAACUCUGCAAUGAGGGAUUUUCUCUGGAAAUGCUCAGGAGGUCGUUUUGAUCUUUCUUUGUUAGUGGGGGGAUUAAAAAUGUUAGAUUCGUAAAGUAGUUGUGUUGGCUAAGCUGGUGUGGAGAUUUAUAUCUCUCCUCAAUGAGAGUGCACAUUCUUUUAAGUUUGCUAAGUUCGAUUAUUGCAGAGUACUUUAUAGUUCCCUUUUUUUAAAAUGUUUUUAACGAUUUAGACUGAACUGUUGUUCGCUGUUUUUUUGGGUUGUGGUUUUAGAUCUUAUACUUGUCUGAUUUGAAUAUCUUUAAGUCUUAUCUGGUUUUGUGGUCUUUUGCUGCAUUUGGUUCUGUUGUGGCAAAUAUACCAGUUUUUCCUUUCCUUCUUACUGCAGGAGUUUUUCUAGGCUUCGGCUUUUUAUUCUGUAUUUUACUCUGGUCUCUAAGCUUUCUUUAUUCACUUAGUUUUUAAAUUUAAUAAUAAAUUAAAAAAAAACUUAAUUGCUUACAACUUUAUUCUAAUUGUAUUUGUGUUUUUUUUUUGUUUUUUUUAAAUUUUCAGUGAUCAGAGUAAGCUGUGUGAUGUUGUUUUGGCUGAGGUUAAGGAGAAGAAAAAGAGAAAAAUCCCUUUUCGAGUUGCAAAUUAUGAGGUGGGACUUAAUGAGAUUGUGAAUGAUUUCCACAGUCAUUGUCAGAGAAAUGGGCGGAUGAGAGAUAAAAUAAUUGGCAUCUCUGGUAUGAGAGGGUCUGGCAAGACCACUCUCGCCAAAUAUUUAUUCAAUCGCAAACUUUCAGAAUUUAGUAAAUCAACUAUUCUGUUUGAUGUGCGGGAAAACAAUGUCCUAGGGAAGUUGACUUUUCUGCAAACCAAGCUUCACAAUGAUCUGUUUUCUGGAAAUCGUCAUUCGUUUUCUAGUGUAGAAGAAGGAACCGCCAAUAUCGAACAUGACCAGUAAAGGAGCCACGAACAAAGCUUCCUUAUAGUUAUAGAUGGUGUUGAUCAUCAAGAUCAGUUAGAUGCCCUAUUAACCAUAGAUGCCCUCAAUCUCAAUAGUUUAGUGAUUGUCACAACCGCGUGACACGGAUAUUUGUUAGGUCACAGAUUCAAACCGUAACUGCCACAACGACUUUUGUUGUCUUCAUUGACUCCCCGACUGAUUCCAGUCUUUCGAUGAUUAUUACAGUCAAGUGCUGAUUUUUUGCAAUAACCUGGAACCAACCUUUGGCAUUGUCGACUCGAUCAUCGGUUGUCGUGUUCUUGCAGGUGUGCGCGUGCAAACAACCUACCAGUUUAAACUUUCAUCGCUUUUUCUGCAUACUUUACCUGUUGAAGCACUGAAUUUCUUUUUUUCAGCAAUAGGGCGUUUCUAACAUAUCCAUUCUUGAUUUUGUUUUCUUUUUCACCAGAGCAUCAAUUUUCUGUUAAUGGCUUCCACUUCAACAUCUGGUCGAGGACAACAGGAACGCGAUCCAUUUUGGGUGCUUGAACCUCCCAAAAAAAAGAUAAAAUCCUCCUUGACUGCAAAACAGUUUGAUGUAAUCAUCAACCAUCGAGGCCCGGACACCAAAACGAAGGUGGCUCAGCAGCUUUACGAUGCUCUACAGGAAGCUGGGAUCCGGGCAUAUCUAGAUGCUCCAGAGACUGAACUCGGAGAUUAUUUUCCUUCUGCCAUUAAGAAUGCCAUAUCCUCUGCCGCAGUGCACAUAGCCAUCUUAUCACCGCAAUAUGCAGAGUCUCCUUGGUGCUUAGCUGAGCUUGCUUUGAUGUUCCAAACCAAGGCUAGAAUUAUUCCCCUCUUCUACCAUGUUCAGCCAUCAGACUUCCGCUACAUAAAAAAUGGAGUUGCUGAAGCAUUUUCUAAACACGAAGAGAAGGGCAGAUUUCCUAGUCAUGACUUUCAACAGUGGAAAGAAUGCCCGCAGAAUGUUUCAUGGCUCAAAGGCUAUGAACUCAACACAGAAAAUGACGAUCCAAGCAAGCUGUGCGAUGAUGUUCUGACCGCUGUAGUUAAGGAGAAGCAAAAGAGAAAAAUUCCAUUCCAUUCCAAGUUGCACAAUAGGCUGUGGGACUUGACGAGCUUGUGAAAGAUUUCCAUAGCCAUUGUCAGAGAAAUGGGCAGAUGAGAGAUAAGAUAAUUGGCAUCUUUGGAAUGGGAGGAUCUGGCAAGACCACUCUCGCUAAAUAUUUUUUCAAUAGCAAACAUUCAGAAUUCAGUGAAUCAGCUAGUCUGUUUGAUGUGCGGGAAAACCAUGUCAAAGGUAAGCUGACUUCUUUGCAAAGUAAGCUUCUCAAUGAUCUGUUUCCUGGAAAUCAUUAUUCAUUUUCUAGUAUAGAAGAAGGAACAGCCUAUAUCAAGCAUGAGCUUCAAGGGAGCCACGAAUCAAGGUUCCUUAUAGUUAUAGAUGAUGUUGAUCAUCAAAAGCAAUUGGAUGCCCUGUUACCCAAGGAUACCCUCAAUCCCAAUAGUUUAGUGAUUGUCACAACCCGUGACGAGAGACUUCUUAUAAAGUUCGAAGCGACAGUCCGUUAUAAGAUGAAAGAGAUGAAUCCAGAGCAUAGCAAAGAACUCUUCUGCUGGCAUGCGUUCCAUACGCAAUCUUGUAAAAGGGGAUUUGAGAAUUUGGUAGAUAGCUUUGUCGAAGCGUGUGGAGGUUUACCUCUUGCUCUUCAAGUAAUGGGUGGGCAUGUAUUUGGGAGUGGCAUGGCUUAUUGGAAGUUGCAAUUAGAUGAGGCUAAGGCAAGACUAGACAAAGACAUAAGAGAUACGCUUAAAAUAAGCUAUGACGCUCUAGAAGAGGAUCAAAAACAGAUCUUUAUGGAUAUAGCUUGUUUUUUUACAGGGGAAGAUGAGAGAAAAGCCAUAAGUAUAUGGAAGGCUUCAGGUUGGAGAGCCGAACAUGCACUUCAGACCCUCAAAGAUAAGUGUCUUAUUGAAGUGCAAGAUGGGGUGUUUGCCCCUCUAGGAUGCCAUUAUGAGCCAACAUUUGUUUUGAAAAUGCAUGACCACCUCCGCGACUUGGGGAGGGAAAUGGCAGAUAAAGAAACGGUCCAGCCAACAGAUAAUCAAAUGAGCCAUCCUCGUCGGCUGUGGCGUCCUGAGGAUCUUAUUGGAAUGAGAAAAAUCAAGGGAUUCCAAGGCACCCUCGCUGGGUCUGAAGGAAAAAGUUGCAGAUGUUUCAUAAAUCGGGUCGACAUUGAAGAUGAUUUUUAUAUGAGAUGUUUUCUGGGGAGUUCAAAGACAUCAACUGAUUUACAAGUGCUUGAACUUUCCUCUAUUUUUGGUCAUCGGCGUAUUCCUGAAUACCCGAUUCCUCUACAAAAUUUGCACACUUUAAGUCUUGAAAGAGUAUCACCUGUGAUAUUGUGGCAAAGGGAUGACCAGGUUCUACUCAAGUUGAAAGAGCUAUCUUGCAUCUUUGAUAGUAUCUUAGACUCCAGCCUUCAAAAUAUGUAUAUGAGCGAUUUCAAGAAACUGCUGAGUUCGUUUGGAAUGUUCAAAAAUCUGAGAAGUCUGCAAAUAGAAUGUGGACCUGAGUUCUUAAGAUGGGAAAGUAUUAUUGAAUGGAAUCGCUUGCAGAAAUCUAUAAGAGAACUCACCUAUCUGCAAACUUUAAGCUUGAAAUCCUUUAAGGUAGAAGGGGAAUUUGCUCUAAGCAACAGGGGAAAGACAACUGUUGAUCUGUUUCCUAUGAGAAAUCUUGAGGCCAUAAUUCUGUGCGGUGUAUUGAAAACAACGGUGGUCUCCAUUAGUGGACAGUUCUGUCCCAACCUUAAAUCUCUUCAGCUUUGUUGUAUGACAGAUCUGAUUGAAAUGGAUUUGACAGGGAUAACCACACUGGAAUGUCUGAUACUGUUGAAAUGUCAACAAUUGAGAAAAGUAUCGGGCAAUGAUCUGCUAAAACUUGAAUUUUUCCAAAUAAAAUUAUGUCCGACUAUGAGAGAGUUACCAAAUUUUGGGGGUGUCAAUUGUCUCAAGAGGAUCUAUAUUAGCCAGUGUGAGAACCUGCAGGAUGUAUCAGCUUUUGAAAGAUUGGAGAGAUUGAAGAGGAUCUGGAUCGCUUAUUGUCCAGAGCUGAAGAGUAUAAAAGCUAUUGAACACUUGAAGGGAUUGAAGAGAAUCUGGAUUCAGGGCUGUACACAGUUGCAUGAUGUAGUUUGUUUUAAUGAAUUGAAGGAGUUGAAGAAACUCUUCAUUGGGAAAUGUACAAGGAUGCAGAAUAUGGAAGGCAUUGAACAUUUAUUACGCCUGGAGAGCAUUAUCAUUGCUGAAUGUCCGAAGCUGACGAAUAUAAGAGGCGUUGAAGAAUUGGAAGGACUGAAGGAGAUGAUUAUUUCAGAUAGUCCUAUUAUAAGUUGUGUCGAAAGGUUGCAGAGAUUGCCAUCUGAGCAUAUAACUAUGGUGGGGAGAUCAGCUAUGUCAGAUUUUAUUUCAAAUGAGGGUGAUGAAGAUGAAGAUGAAGAAGGAUUUAGAUUUGGCUAUGUGAGGUGAUCGUCCAUAUCAUAUUUUACCGCAGAUAAAAUUGGGAACACAUUGUCUCUGGUGGAUGCUUUUUAUGAAAUAGAGCGUGAAGGAAAUAUAAAUAAUAUUUUGGACUGGUUUCAUAAAACCCAUCGCUCACUCAGUACAUUCAUCUUCUGCGCUUUGGUUUGGGAUUCUCCUCAGAUAGAGGGCGAUAUUUUUAAUGGGGCCAGGAUUGUGCGUCAGAGACCUCAUCACCUAAGACAUAUAAACCUGUUUAGCGGUGCUGCAGACUGGAUAUAUAUGUGCGUAGUUAAUGAAGAAAGGUUCUCAGAAUAUGACUCCUGGAUUCCAUCCUCUCCUUGUAUAAAGAAGGCGUUUAUAAUGGGAGUGAAGGCAGGCGAAGAAAGGAAAACCCUUCACAUACUGCAAAGCUUAUUUGCUAAACUAUGCAUUCACAACAGCUGAAUAUUCUGAAAAAGAUCUGUUGCGCUUUGGGCGUGUUGAUUGGUGUGAGAGAGUGACAGUGAUCUUGAUUGCUCUGAGAGAUUGACUGCAGAGGAGCAUGCUCUCUCUGAUUUCGCCGAACGAUGAAGGAUACAUUAGUGGUGGUGCUGAUGAUGAUGAUCAUAAUGCAAGUGACUUUUAAUUCAAAUUUCAGUUGUUGCAAAUGAGAUUAUGUAGAUCUUAAAAUACAGAUUUUUUUUAAA